Neopelma chrysocephalum (saffron-crested tyrant-manakin) is the source of this 1836-nucleotide messenger RNA. It is a transcript of the gene USH1G, whose product is annotated as USH1 protein network component sans. The record is from RefSeq and is a predicted model, not a curated record. Gene Ontology annotation, biological process: equilibrioception; sensory perception of light stimulus; sensory perception of sound. Gene Ontology annotation, molecular function: protein binding. The coding region runs from base 97 to 1506 and encodes 469 amino acids. The transcript is spliced from 3 exons. NCBI's taxonomy places the organism in Eukaryota, Metazoa, Chordata, Aves, Passeriformes, Pipridae.
GCGGGGCCCUCCUGGCAGCUCCCCCUGCCUCACACCCAUGCCCGUCCCCUGAACCCCCUGGGCACCCAUGUGCUCGCCCGGGGACCGCUCCCCACCAUGAAUGACCAGUACCACCGGGCCGCCCGGGACGGCUACCUGGACCUGCUGAAGGAAGCCACCAAGAAGGACCUGAACUCGCCGGAUGAGGAUGGCAUGACCCCGACCCUAUGGGCUGCCUACCACGGCAACCUGGAUGCCCUGCGCCUCAUUGUCAGCAGAGGGGGUGAUCCAGACAAAUGUGACAUCUGGGGGAACACCCCUCUCCACCUGGCAGCAGCCAACGGCCACCUGAACUGCCUUUCCUUCCUCAUCUCCUUUGGGGCCAACAUCUGGUGCCUGGACAACGACUACCACACCCCGCUGGACAUGGCAGCCAUGAAGGGGCACAUGGAGUGUGUGCGGUACCUGGACUCUAUUGCUGCCAAGCAGAGCAGCCUCAACCCCAAGCUGGUGAGCAAACUGAAGGACAAGGCCUUUCGUGACGCGGAGAGGAGGAUUAAGGACUGUGUGAAGCUGCAGAAGAAGCACCACGAAAGGAUGGAGAAACGGUACAGAAAGGAGAUGUCAGAUAACUCAGAUACCAUGAGCUUUUCCAGCUAUUCAAGCAGCACCUUAAGCAAGAAGUUCCAGCACAUGUCUAUGGUGACCUCCCUGCCAUACUCACAAGCCACCAUCCAUGGCACAGCCAAGGGAAAGACGAAAAUACAAAAGAAACUAGAGAAGAAGAAGCAGGUGGAUGGGACAUUCAAGAUCUACGAGGAUGGGAGGAAGAGUGUGAGGUCUCUGUCUGGCCUGCAGCUGGGCAACGACGUCAUGUUUGUGAAGCAGGGCACGUACGCCAGCCCCAAGGAGUGGACUCGCCGUAACAUCAGAGACAUGUUCCUCACGGAUGAAGACACUGUCUCCCGUGCCAUAAGUGACCCAGGCUUGCACAUGGACUCGGCCCACUCUGAAGUCAGCACCGACUCUGGCCACGAGUCCCUGUUCAACCGCCCCGGGCUGGGCACCAUGGUGUUCCGGCGCAACUACGUCAGCAGUGGGCUUUUCGGGAUCGGCCGGGAGGAUGGGGGCACGCUGGGAGACGACAACACAGACGGGAUGGGUGUCAAACUGCGGAGCCGCCUGCAGCGCUCGCCAAGUCUCAACGACAGCAUUGGCAGUGCCAACAGCCUGCAGGAGAGGAACGCGGAGGAGCUGCCCUGGGACGAGGUGGAGCUGGGCUUGGACGACGAUGACGAACCAGACACCAGCCCCUUGGAGACUUUUCUGGCUUCCCUGCACAUGUUUGAGUUCAUCUCCAUCCUGAAGAAGGAAAAGAUUGACUUGGAGGCCCUCAUGCUAUGUUCAGACAAUGACCUGAAGAGCAUCAAUAUCCCACUGGGCCCCAGGAAAAAGAUUGUGGAUGCCAUCCAGAGGAGACGACAAACUCUGGAGAACCCAGAUGUCAUUGUAGACACUGAACUAUAGCAUCAGCAUCUAUUUUUUUUUUUUUAAAUGCUCGAGAAACAAACCCAGUUCUAAGUUGCCAGAAAACACAAGCCAGAGACUCCCUUCCUGGGGCAGCUGAAAGCUACAGCCAUCCCCACCAGUCCUGCUGGACUGCUCCCUUGCUCUGCUCCCUGUCUGUGCGAUGCUCCCAGGCGGUACCUGGUACGGAGGAACGACUGCUGAGAUUGGACCAGGCAGCACCAACCUGCCAACCUUGAAGGGACCAUGGUCUCCCCCUCACUGGAGGAAGAAGUGACCUGCACAGCUGGCUGGGACACUGCUCUCACAGGCUGUGAGACCACACGAAGC